Molecule: messenger RNA, 2747 nt
Organism: Herpailurus yagouaroundi (jaguarundi)
Lineage: Eukaryota; Metazoa; Chordata; Mammalia; Carnivora; Felidae
Gene: CCSAP
Product: centriole, cilia and spindle associated protein
Exons: 5
Coding region: 1-606 (201 amino acids)
Biological process (GO): regulation of mitotic spindle assembly
Cellular component (GO): cytoskeleton; axoneme; centriole
Molecular function (GO): microtubule binding
Source: RefSeq, a predicted model, not a curated record
AUGGAGAUUUUGGAAUCUGUCUGCUGUAGAAGCUGGCCUGACCAGGGGCCGGAACGGCGGGCGCGCGGGCCGGCGGAGGAGCAGGGCGCGGAGGCGGCGGAGGCCGGGGAGGCCCGGGACGCGGCGAGCGCGGAGGAGGCGGCGGACGUGGCCCUGCCAGCACUGCCAGUGAAAGACAUAAAAGAAAAACCUGAACAACAGGCCAGAGCAAAAGAGACUGACAAGUUACCCAGCAGUACUGAACCUCGACAGCAACCAAGUGCCUUAUUUGCUAGAGGAAAUAGGAAAGCAGCCAAAAGUCCUCAAAGAUCAUCAACUAAAAUAAAGGAGAAGAAGCAUCCGUUUGCUCUUUAUGGGUGGGGAGAAAAACAGACCGAUACCGGAAGCCAAAAAACUCACAACGUCUGCGCGUCCGCCCCCGUGCAUGAGAUUCACGAAUCAGCAUUACGAGCCAAGAACAGAAGACAGGUGGAAAGAAGGAAACUGGUCACUCAGAGGCAGCGCGCUCACUCUGUAGACGUGGAGAAAAACCGAAAGAUAAAGCCUUCCUCCUCGGAGAACCCAUGGAUGACAGAGUACAUGAGAUGCUAUUCGGCAAGAGCUUAAAGGCCGAAACAGUCGCUUGGACAGCCUCUUCAAAAGAGUGUAAAUGAAAAGAAAGAAGAAACAAAACAAAAGAAAACAGACAUAGAUUUAAGAAACCAGCUGAUUAUGCAAGGUUUUCCGUAGGGAAUGUCCAAAAGAUUGCUCUAUUUCAGUGAACCCUGGUCACCUACCUCAGCAGUAGGGCGACAGUUGAAGCCAUAGAUAUUUGGUUAUUUAUGAAGCCCAGUCCCUAAUAUUUGAUAUUCUUAUAAGGGUUUUUGUUUUAAAGCAUCUUAAUCUUUUCAGAUACCGCCACCGAAUGCCUUUAAAUGGCUAUUGAUGCUUAACAUUCAGUCUUCUCUGUCAGUGUAGCCGGAGCCUGUUUUCACCCUGUCCUGAGUAACUUUCCAGAUUCCAUAGUGAGGAAGAUCAUUCCGACCUGUAGCUUAAGACUCCUUUUCCUUCCGCGUGGUUUUCUUCGUGAAAGAACGGCUCAUCGAAAGGGAGUUUCGACACUAACAUUGAUUCCUUGUAUGGUGACACCAGAACCCCCGCAGUUCCUGAAAAAGUAAACUUACUCGUCUUUCAAUUAUGGCACCACUUUACACAGACCGUGAUAUUUAAGAAUUAUCUGGGCCGGAACUCAUUCGUAACAAAGCCUUGACGAUGUACGUUGUUCAGACUUCCGCUGAAAUGCGUUUCUCCCGGAUUCCUAGCCAGUGGAAUGAGACGAUGGUGGUGUUUGUCUAGGCACGGAUGUUGAGCAUGUAAAUAAAGCGCUCCUUCCCUGGUACAUUUCCUUUGGGGUAGAACAAAAUGGUUUUAAGGAAUCCUGGUUUCCAUCCAGCUGAUACAGGAAUCUACAGGAAGGAAGAGUGCCGAAUUCUCUGGAAGAGGGAAAAAAGGUCCUUUGCCCGGGCCAGGCUAGCACCUGUAGAUGGGUGAAUAAAAUUUGCUAUUAGGUGUGAGGUUGAACAUUUCCUUGCUGUUUUUACUCUGGAUCUUUGAAGUGUUGUCAAUUUUUACUCUUUUUUUUUUUUUUUUUUUUUUUAAGUAGGCUCCAGGCCCAGUGUGGGGCUAGAACUCAUGACCCUGAGACCAAGAGUAUGCUCUACCAAUUGAGCCAACCAAGCCCCCCAUAGUCAAUGUUUAGAACACAAAUAUGUUGUAUUCCACAUAAAAUCUUCACACGAUGUCCUCUUACAACUGUAUAAGCUUUGAAAACUCAAGAAUCGUGAGCUUUAAAAAAAAGAAAAAAGACUUUUUAAAUACUUGCAUCGUUCUGAGGUGAAUCCUUUUACACAGAGAGCUCUCCUAAUCAUUGAGAUGGGUAUUUAACAGGAAGUUCUAUAUGUCGGUCCAAAACAACCCUGCUAAUAAUCCUGGUGAACGUUACUGUCAUUAUUAAAGUCCUUAAACACUGCAGGUACCUAACGAUCAAAUUAACGUGGCAUUGUGAUGGUGCAGCCGACUGUGAAAACUGUUCCUUCCAAAGCCCUUCGUGCUCCUUUGUGUUUAGGCAUCCAGCUCAAGCGUUCCUGUUGCACCUGACAAUCUCCGGGAAGAUGGCCUUGGGUGUAGGUCAGGGUCCCCACUGACGGGCUGCCUUAGAAACCCAGCUUCCUCUCGGCUUUACCACGCCGGACUCCCUCCCGUUUAGGGAACAGACUCGUAUUUAAUGUGCUUCCUACUGGCAACUCCAGAUGGAGACAAAACCUAGAAGGCAAUAUUGGCCAGUUUUACCCCUUUUUUAAGUAGAAGACCAAUGGACAGGAUUUUUAAAGUACUUUUCGUGUGCAUGAACAAUGAGUACAUCAGCCUGAAUUAACUGUGAGUCCCCUUCCCGUAUCCAAGUCAUUAGUUGGUGAGGGUGUCUUUUUAGGGGGGAAAAUCACCUUUGGAGCCCAUGACGUUUUUUAAGCGGUAACAAUUUGAUGGUCCGACUGUUCCCUUCGUUCUAGAAACUCAUGUUCCUAAUUCUUAUAAAUCGUGUUCCUAAUUCUUGGGACAGCGUGGAAGACAGCAGGCUAGUUUAAAAUUACCUUUCAUGUUGAAAAGUCUGAAACGGAAAAUCCGGUGAGAAUAUGGAAUAAAAUAAUUGCUGCCUAAGAUUCUCUUUUUUAAAUUUUGGUUUUAAAAUUAAAAGUUUGCCAUAAACAUGG